AAGGGGGAAAAAUUCAAGACUGGCAGUCGGCGUUUUGAGAGAGCACACAUAUCAUCCUUCCCCCACACACUCACACACACCCACACCCGCACCCGCUUCCCACCCCCCUCCCACUCCAAGGAAGAAAGAAAGUCUCGCCGGAAAAAAAACAGAAGCAGGAAAAGCAGGAAAGAAGGAAGAAGAAGAACAGGAGGAAGAAGGAAGCACGAGCAGAAGCAGAAGCAGCAGCCGACACUGCAGCGAUGGAUCAUCAUAAUCAGCCGCACAGCGGGCACGCGACGGGCGCCGGGUCCACUCCUCCUCCACCCUCCUCUGCCGACGUACCAAAUCAACUUCAAUAUGGCUCAGCCCUCUGCUCCAAACCACCCCCCAGCUCGCUCUUCUUCCACCCAGCCCCCCCAAGCUGCUCCUAAUGCCAUAUCGGCCGACGACUUCGCCCCAAAUUCGUCAAACCCUCCUCCUCCUCCGUCCGCUUCGACCGUCGCCACCACCGACGUCGCUUCAACCGCCUCGGCUAUCGCCCACAAGGGCGCUGCGUUAGCUGUCCCCGCCCGAACUUCAUCGACGAAAAUGUCGGAUCCAUCUCCAACGUCGACCGCCAGCACCGCUGCCGCCGCCAUGAGCGAUAAUCAGUCGACCAGCAGCAAGCGCAAGCGAAGAAGAAAGGAGGGCGAGGGCGGUCCGGACAGUGUCAAGUCCGGCGGCCGAACACGGAAGCCUGGAGGAAUUGGGCGUUUGUUUACCGUCUUCCUCUGCUGUCGGAGCAGUGCUACAGCAGACGAUGACGCGCAACCAGCUUCACGAACCGCGAACCAGAAGCCUGAGUCCUCCGUUCCUGCACGAGUCUCGACUCCCGUCAAAGAACAGACGAAGCCUCCUGCUCCUAUUCCUGCUCCUCCGCAGAACGUCGUGGGAACCGCAGCUCCUCGGGAUGCUGCUGCGACGACAACGACGACAACGACGACAACGACGGCCGAAAUCACCGAGAAGAGUCAGGUGGUGCAGAAAGGCCCGUCAAAGUCCCUCGUGACCGCCGGUGCCCCUAGCGGGCACGAGAGAGAAGUAAGGGAGACCGUUCCCGAAGUGAAGGUGGGCGACUCGGCCCCCGACACCCCCACCACCCCGACAACAGUGGUCCCGCAAGCACCCAUCACCGUCGCGAUUCAAUCGCCGACGCCCACCGUAUCUGCCAACGAUAGAGACAUCGGAGCUCUGCCGGAAGCACCCGUACCACCCCCACAGCCUCAAGCCGAUGAGACCGAUAUGUCGGACUCGGACACCAUCGACGAUGCGACCGGUGAACCGUCCGGUCGGAGCAAGGAAGAAGUCGCGACACGGUCCGUUCCGUCGUCGUCGUCGACCGAAAAGGAGGAUAUUGAGAUGGUUGCAACCUCGAACGAUGACGUCGAUGAGCUUGCCUCGCACGCUGCUACCGCCGCGUUGACUCAGAGCCAGCCCGAGAAGGCGAGACAGUCAUGGCUUCUUCCCCCUCUGCGACCCGAGUUCGAGGGCAAGAAAUGUUUGGUUUUGGAUCUCGACGAAACAUUAGUGCACAGUAGUUUCAAACUGUUGCAUCAAGCCGACUUUACGAUUCCCGUUGAAAUCGAAGGCACGUAUCACAAUGUCUACGUUAUCAAGAGACCUGGAGUCGAUCAGUUCAUGAAGCGCGUGGGAGAGUUGUACGAGGUUGUGGUAUUCACCGCGUCCGUGUCGAAGUACGGUGACCCACUCUUGGAUCAACUCGAUAUCCACAACGUCGUCCACCACAGGCUGUUCCGGGAGAGCUGCUUCAACCACCAGGGGAAUUAUGUGAAGGAUCUUUCUCAGCUGGGCCGGGACCUCAAGGACACCAUCAUCAUCGAUAACUCCCCCACGAGUUACAUCUUCCACCCACAGCACGCUGUUCCGAUCAGCAGCUGGUUCUCGGACGCCCACGACAACGAGCUCUUGGACCUGAUUCCGGUCCUCGAGGACUUGUCCGUCAGAGAUGUGAACGAUGUCAGCUUGGUUUUGGACGUUUCCCUAUAAUGCAUAGUGCUGGGCGGUAGCAGUUUGCGGACAUAAUCAUCCUCCGACAUGGAGGUUGUGAUGCCUGCAAUAUCAUCACUUUAGGAGUUCUUUCUUCUUUUCUUUUCCAUCACAUAUCCCUCACUCUCGCGGCUGCGGGGCAAUCAUUGAUUGUACAGAUGCUCCUGCUGCGGGAUUUUUUCUUUUUCUUUUCCUUAUUUAGGGGCGUCGGGAGGUGGUGC
Messenger RNA from Tricharina praecox, 2249 nucleotides. Its product is annotated as HAD-like domain-containing protein. The coding region runs from base 340 to 2028 and encodes 562 amino acids. Gene Ontology annotation, cellular component: plasma membrane. The record is from RefSeq and is a predicted model, not a curated record. The transcript is spliced from 5 exons. Lineage: Eukaryota; Fungi; Ascomycota; Pezizomycetes; Pezizales; Pyronemataceae. Gene Ontology annotation, molecular function: phosphoprotein phosphatase activity.